Messenger RNA from Fusarium pseudograminearum CS3096, 138 nucleotides. RefSeq lists its product as uncharacterized. The transcript is spliced from 2 exons. The record is from RefSeq and is a predicted model, not a curated record. Lineage: Eukaryota; Fungi; Ascomycota; Sordariomycetes; Hypocreales; Nectriaceae. Bases 1 to 138 code for a protein of 45 amino acids.
AUGGGCCACACGAGCAAGUUUGCCAUCGGUUUUGGCACCUUUGUCGGGGUGAUCGUAUUAGCCGUCCUAAUCAAAAAGUGUUUCUGCAAGAAAGAAAAAGAGUUUCACAUUGGGGGUGAGGACUCAGACAUGUCCUAG